GUGAUCGAGUAAUAUGCAUCUAUUGUAAUCUUAUUUGUCAACAAUGGAUAUCAUCCAUUGAUGAUCCAUGUGAAGUACAUAAAAUACUAUCACCUAAUUGUAUAUAUGUCAAAACAAAAUUGACGAAUCCUAUAGUUUCAUCAAUAAUUAUUGUUAACGAAAGUUCAACAACAAAUAUUGCUUCAUCAACAUCAAAUAAUCUCAGUUCUAUACGAACUAGUGAUAUUGUAUUUAGAGCAUCAUGUAAUCCUACUUAUUCAGAAAUACUAAAACGUCAGGCAUCGUUUGCUAUGUGGCCAAAUGAAAAUUUACCACAAAUAGAUGAUUUAGUUCGAGCAGGAUUUUUCUAUACAGGUGCAGCAACCAUUGUUACUUGCUUUUAUUGUAAUGGAUCAUUACAAAAUUGGGGUUCAAAUGAUAAUCCAAUGAUUGAACAUGCUCGUUGGUUUCCGUAUUGUGCAUAUGCUAAACAAUUGUGUGGUGAAGAAUUGUAUCGUAAAAUUCAAGAAUCUAAACGAAUACAACAAAAACAUGCUAGAGCUAAAGAAUUAAGAGAAGAAGCAGGCUCAAAUGAUCUGAUAAAUAUUAAUGUAACAGCAAAUGGUGGGAAAUUAUUAAUACGUGAUGAAUGUACUUUAUCCAGACUGGUCGCUGCACGAUUAGACUUAUCGAUUUCACAAAAUUUAUUAGAUCAAAAUUUUAAAUUAUCUAUUAUAAAACGAUGUUGGAAAGAUCAAUUACGAAUAAAACAUGAUGAUUUUGUAUCGGAUUGUGAUUUAUAUAUUGCUUGUUUAAUUCUUCGAAAACAAAUCGAACAUAUUGAUGGUAAAAAAGAAAAUAUUGUUAUACCGAGCAUAAAAAUGAAACAAAUAAGAGAACAAAAUGCGACAGGAAUGAGCGAAGAAAAAUUAACUACAGCUAAAGAAGCUCAAUCCAUAGAAAAUCGUACAGAUGCCGAAGUGAAUAUAUCAUCGCAAUCAUUAACAAGCAGUGGUAAUGAACGUGACGUGCAAAUAAAUAAAACAAUAACUAAUUUCAAUGAUCAAAGUCAAUCGAAUGAUUCUCAAUCAUCGAAUCUUUGUGUUCUUUGUAUAACAGAAGAAAAAAAAUUAGCUUGUAUACCAUGUGGUCACAUGUCAACAUGUGUCGCAUGUGGUCAUUCAUUGCGAUUGUGUCCAAUAUGUCGACGAGAGAUUGACGCAUUUAUUAGAAUUUACAUUUAA
This is a messenger RNA of Rotaria sp. Silwood1, 1223 nucleotides long. Lineage: Eukaryota; Metazoa; Rotifera; Eurotatoria; Philodinida; Philodinidae. The record is from the annotation of a GenBank genome assembly.